CCUGGUGUUGAAGUUAAUACCAUUCAAUUUGGAUGGAUGGUAAAUCCAAAUUUAUAUGGUGAUAAGCUUACGCGAACCUUUGCCUCAGUCACUAUUGGUGGCAAUCGUUGUUUCAAUCACCUCUGCUCAGGUUUUGUUCAAGUUAACCAAAAACUUCCUCUUGGUUAUGCUCUCAAGAAUAUCUCCAUCUUUGGAGCAGAUAAAUUUGCAGUUCGAUCUAUCAUAUUCAAGGAUCCAAAAUCAGGAAAUUGGUGGCUUGCACAUGACGACGUAGAGCAAACUGUUGGGUAUUGGCCAAAUUCCUUAUUUCCUAGUCUAUCGAGCUCAGCCAGUGAGAUAACAUGGGGAGGAGGAGUUUACAGUGCUAACAGCAAUGAAGCUAAUCCUCCAAUGGGAAGCGGCCAUUUUGCAAAUGAAGACAACAAGAAGGCUGCUUAUUUUAAAUUCCUUCGAAUUAUUGAUGAAUCCAACAACAUAACAUUUCCCCAAGACAAUUUAUUGCAAUACUUCACAGAUAGUCCAAAAUGUUACACCAUUGGUGAACUCAAAGGAGCAGGCCAUGCUUUCCAAUAUGGUGGUCCUGGUGGGAAUUGUGGAAAGUAA
Molecule: messenger RNA, 603 nt
Organism: Alnus glutinosa
Lineage: Eukaryota; Viridiplantae; Streptophyta; Magnoliopsida; Fagales; Betulaceae
Product: protein neprosin-like
Exons: 4
Source: RefSeq, a predicted model, not a curated record